Molecule: messenger RNA, 1944 nt
Organism: Penicillium cataractarum
Lineage: Eukaryota; Fungi; Ascomycota; Eurotiomycetes; Eurotiales; Aspergillaceae
Product: DEAD/DEAH box helicase
Exons: 2
Coding region: 1-1944 (647 amino acids)
Molecular function (GO): DNA binding; ATP binding; hydrolase activity
Source: RefSeq, a predicted model, not a curated record
AUGGAGUUCAUUCGCAGAUUUGGGCUUUUGGCCAUUUCACAGUCGAGGAGGCCUCCAAGGAGGCUGUUGGUGUCGCAUUGCUGGCGCAAUGUCCGUCUCAACUCUACAGCUCCGCCGCUGCCCGGCGCUUCCAGCAUUGUGCUCCGCGAUUACCAGGAAGAAUGCAUUCAGUCGGUGCUAAGCUACCUUGACGAGGGCCACCGGCGCCUUGGCAUAUCUCUAGCCACUGGUGCUGGAAAGACAGUCAUCUUCACACAGCUCAUUAGCCGAAUUCCACCUCGCGAUGCGGAAGCUACCAAGACUAUGAUUAUCGUCCACCGACGCGAACUCGUCGAACAAGCAGCGAAGCAUUGCCGCCUUGCAUACCCAGACAAGAUUGUGGAAGUUGAAAUGGGGAACAAUGUUGCGACAGGUCAUGGAGAUAUCAUCAUUGCAUCCGUGCAAACGCUUGCCCGGGGGCGCAUCCAUAAGUUCGACCCGAAGCUAUUCAAGCUGAUUCUGGUGGACGAAGCGCAUCAUAUUGUUGCACGAUCCUACCGUGAAGCGUUGGGUCAUUUUAGUCUGAACGAGCCAUCUCCAAAUGCGCCGGUUCUCGUCGGUGUCUCCGCUACCUUUGCGCGAUUCGACGGGCUGAAACUCGGUGCCGCGAUUGAUCAUAUUGUUUAUCAUAAAGAUUACGUGGAUAUGAUUGGCGAGAAAUGGCUGGCCAAUGCAGUUUUUACUACUGUCAAAUCCGAGGCGAAUUUGUCCAACGUGAAAAAGGACAAGUUUGGCGAUUUUGCCCUGAGCUCGCUCUCAGAGGCGGUUAACACUUCGAAUACCAACAAUAUCACUGUGCGUGCCUGGAUGGCGAAUGCGCAAGGUCGGAAAUCGACGCUUGUCUUUUGCGUGGACGUCGAGCAUGCCAAACAGCUCACUGCGACGUUUCGGGAACAUGGCGUUGAUGCUCGGUACAUCACUGCCACGACACACAAGAAUGUACGCUCUGAGCAACUGGAGGCUUUCAAAAAACAAGAGUUCCCGGUUCUUUUGAAUUGCGGUCUGUUCACUGAGGGCACGGAUAUUCCCAACAUUGAUUGCGUUCUCUUGGCGCGUCCGACCAGAUCGAGGAAUUUACUAAUCCAAAUGAUUGGACGUGGACUUCGUCUGUUUCCUGGGAAAGAGGAUUGUCAUAUAAUUGACAUGGUUGCAUCGUUGGCAACUGGAGUCCUGUCAACUCCGACCUUGUUCGGUCUUCACCCAGACGAAGUCUUGAGCAAGUCUUCAGUGAAAGAUAUACGAGAAGGGCGUAAGGAAGACAGCCUGCCAAAGCCAUCAGAAGAGUCGGAGACAGCCGAGGAGGGUGAGGUCAGUCUACAAUUCACCAAAUACGACAGCAUCUACGACCUAUUAGAUGACACACGCUCUGAGAAACACAUCCGGUCUCUCAGUCCAAACUCCUGGGUCCGAGUUGGCGAUGAAAAGUACUUGUUAUCAGAAUCAUCAGGCUGGCUGACCCUGGAGAAAGAAAAAGAUAUGUACAACGUGUACCACGUCAUGAAGUUCACCAACCCAAUGACGGAAACACCCCAGUUCACACGCCCUCGACGAAUCGCAUCGGGAACAGACUUAGAAACAGCUGUUCGCGCCGCAGAUACGUAUGCCAGCAGCAAAUUUGACGAGCGAUAUAUUGCAUCGUGGAAACCCUGGAGGCAGAAUCCGGCAACACCUGGACAGAUCCAGUUGCUUAACAAAGCUCGCAUUCGGGAGGGCAAGCUACGGCCCGGGGACUUGACGAGGGGUCAAGCGGCUGACAUGAUCACUAAGCUGAAAUUUGGGGGCAAGAAGCGCUUCAAGAGUAUUGAAGUUCAGCAGCGUAAGGCUGAGAAGAGAGAAAAGGCCAUGAAUGAAUUUGAUGAGCUGCGCAGGAGGACUAAUGUCAAGGUUGGGCCGGUGGACAGCUGA